Messenger RNA from Mycena indigotica, 999 nucleotides. RefSeq names its product Protein lysine methyltransferase. Gene Ontology annotation, molecular function: protein binding. Gene Ontology annotation, cellular component: nucleus. The transcript has 2 exons. The coding region runs from base 1 to 999 and encodes 332 amino acids. The record is from RefSeq and is a predicted model, not a curated record. Lineage: Eukaryota; Fungi; Basidiomycota; Agaricomycetes; Agaricales; Mycenaceae.
AUGUCACAGUUUUUCGUUCUUGCCCCAACAAGCUAUGGCGGACGGGGUGUGUUUGCCUCUCAAUCGAUCCCAAAAGACACACUCGUUCACACGUGUCCUGCUCCUUAUGCCUCUGUGAUUUAUCGCGAGUUUCGCAAGGAAGUCUGUGCGCAAUGCUUCGAUUACUCGUUCGAUGCACGACGGAAUGCGUGGAACAUACGCCUCGAUGGAUUUUAUUUCUGCAGUGAUGGCUGUUUGGACGAUUGGAAGAGAGAAAACCCUAGGGAGCUCAUUGCAGAUGUGGUGUCCGCCAUCGAUCGUCUGACCAAGAGCAUGGUCAAGGGCAAAAGCAAGAGCAAUCUCUCGGACUUUGCCACUCCCUCGCCUGGCCCCGAAGCUCUGGAUACCAUCUGGGGAAAAGCGGAGCAGUACCCAAUACGAGGACACCCCGUCGUUUUUCUGGAUGAACUCGAGCUUGAACACGCGCGCUUUGUUCUCUCUGGUUUGAUUCGACGUCAUGCUGACGAGUCCAGCAACUCAUGGAGCGACAUGCUCGAACUACAAGACAACGAGCUCCAUUAUAUCCGGCAACGGCCCGGUGCGCUUUCGUCCCAAAUCCGCGUUUAUAUCUUUAUUCGGCUGGUUGUCCGGGAAAUCCCGGUGCUGAGCCAAUAUGUCGAAACCUCCGACUCUGUCCGAGCCAUCCUUUCACGCGAUCCUGGUAACGUCUUUGGAAUCUACGAAACCAAUCAAACUGGAGACAGCGAAAUGUUUGGCUGGUGCAUGUAUGUCUCGGCCUCUUUUUUCAACCACGACUGCAAUCCAAACAUCCGAAAGCGUAGAUCGGGGCGCGCCAUGUGCUUUUACACUACGAGGGACGUUUCACCAGCAGAAGAACUUUGCACCAACUACAUCAGCCUGGAGGAUUCGGUCACCGAGCGCCGCCAACAGCUUUCGUCCAACUGGUACUUCGAUUGUGGCUGUCAACGUUGUAAAGACGAAUUGUCGGAGACAGGUUGA